AUGCAUAUGGAGCUGCUUGUUGAAAUGCAUAGCAAUCUCAGUGCGGCUCACUAUAAUGAGCGAUGUGCUAAACAGUGUAUGAAGGUUGGAAAUAUAGACGGAGCGAUUUAUUACUAUAAAAAGUCUAUUGCCUUCAUGGAGCUGACCCGAGACGAGGUUGAAGAGGGAGAUCAUGAUUAUGUAAUUAUUGAUUUACAGUUAUCAUCACUGAAGCUGAGCUUAAGUGAUGUGGUAUCAAUGAAGACAGAAAUAAUAUCUGGUGACCAGAACGUUUCUUUGAAGACAGUACCUGCUGAUCAUUCGCCUUAUGACAAAAAAUUAGCUGACCUUCCGUCACACUUACCUUUAUCCUCAAACCAAACGUCCAAUAAAAAAGAACAAGGAGCUGCUGUUAAACUUCCUAAAACUGAAUUUCAAACACAUGAAGAAUUAGUUACCUGUAUCGAAGAACUUCGAAAACUUGUGGACAUGUUGGCAUCCCAGCUCAGUCGAGUUCGUCAAAUGCUUUCAGAAGAACGUGAACGUCGUCUUGCGAUAGAAGCGGAACUGAUAUCUUCAGGUGGUUUUAGUUAUCAAUCCAAUGAAUCCUUCACCUACCACAAUUACGAUGAUGACGAUGGUUUUGAUGAAAACAGACCAUGUGUUUUCACAGACCUCACAAAACUUACAUGCUUGAACUGUAAUACAACUGUCCCAUCAUCAGCUGAGCCAGAUUUAUCUAAUGACGAUUCAGCUUUACAUGAUCCACAUCAAGCGUCAAGUCCUAAUGUGUCAGACUCAGAGCCGAAAUAA
Molecule: messenger RNA, 792 nt
Organism: Schistosoma spindalis
Lineage: Eukaryota; Metazoa; Platyhelminthes; Trematoda; Strigeidida; Schistosomatidae
Source: the annotation of a GenBank genome assembly